GAUAAUAGCUGUCAAAUUGUGAAAGAGAGAAAAGUUUUGUAGAUAAAUCUGUGUAAAUUCAUAACAUUUCUUAACUCUGAAAUUGAAUCAAUAUCAGUUUUAGUAAUGGAAAAUGAAUGACGACAAUGACAUCAAUAACUAUAUUCCGUCACUCCUAAAUCCACGAUCUGUGACAAAAGACAAAACAGGUUUUUCAUUAACACAGAAUUCUAUUGCUAGCCGUUGUUCAUUGUCAUUAAGAAAAAAUAAUGGCCUGAACAAAUUAAGAAGUGCUCACAAGAUUAAUAUUACUGACAAAGAAAAUUCUCUAAAGUUUAAUAACUUAACAAAAACUACUACAAAAAGACACUCCUUGAAUAAUUAUGUGACAAACACACAAAUCUCAGAUAUCAAUAGUGUGAAUUUCUCAGCAAUUCAAGAUCUGGAUACAAUUAAAAUCGACAAUGAUUCAUGUCCACUAAGUUAUCAAGAACAGGAUGUACAAAAUGUAGAUUUAAAUUCCAAGCCAAAAAAUUAUGAAAAAUCUCUAAUAUCAAUCUCAUCAGCGACAGAUCUGAAUGAUUGUUUAAUUAAUGAAACAGUCUUGCUUUAUAAUGAGAGACCUAAAGUAACAGUAUCGUUUGGUGUAAAUAAAUGCAAAAAACUUGAUGUUAGCACCAAUAAAGGUUGUCUCAAAAGAAUCUUUUUUUCUACUGAAAAUGAACACACAGCAGUAGACUGUGAUAUUAUAGAGUGCUCGCAGAUUUCAUCGGACAGUAACGUCGAUGAAAAUAUGAACGAAACCAAUUUACUUAGUCCACAAGAGAAAUCUGCUAUUGCAGUCAACCUAGAAAUUAAAAGAAAAAAGUUGUCACACAACUCUACAGAAAACUCGAAAGUUCUAAUUUUGAACACUAAUGCCAUUGAGAACCUGUCACAUGUCAUCGUUCAGCCACCAAAUUACAGAAUAGUGAAACGCCGAACAUCUAGAAAUAAAAUUAAGAGCAUUGUGAAAAAGAAAUCGAUUAUAUCUCCGCUGAAGAAUGGAAAGAGUGGUGUUAGUUUGAAACAAACGUGCAUUGAGGAAUACUUCUCUCGUAAAGCGAAUGUUUUGAACUUGAAGGUAACUGACUUUAGGGUAGAUGAGAGGGAUAAUGGUUAUGUAGCUCGCGAUGGUUAUCAGGACAUGAACAAGACAUUGGGUGUCGCAGACGCCGUGAAAUAUGAUCGUGUCGGCAGAGGGUCUUGUAAGAGUCGGCGGGACAAUGAAUCUCCGAGGGUCGGCAGGCCUGGUUCUAAGCGAAGCUGCGAAUCAGCUAAACAUCAAGAUAUAAAGAUAUCGUGCUCCGACGCUCAUCAUUUGCCUUCACCGAGGCCUAAGAAUGAAAGUUUAGCAUCACAUUCGCCCAGGAAAAAUGUGGAGUCUAUUCAAUUCAGCAUAUCUUCUAAAGCUAAAUCUACAAAGACCUCUAGUACGAUAAGAAGUAUUCCUCAUCAUAAGAUUGUAGCAGGAACACACUUUGCUGUGGAUGCUUUUUCCUAUGGAGAAAUACCAAACGUUAAACAUUAUUUCCUGACGCAUUUUCAUUCGGAUCAUUAUUCAGGGUUAAAGAAAAGUUUUAACAAAUUGUUGUAUUGUUCCAAAAUUACCGCGGACCUGUGUAUGUCACGUUUAGGGGUUAACUCCAAAUACAUCCGUAUUAUAAAUCCUGAUGAGUCUGUUCGUGUUGAGGGAGUGGAAGUGAUGGCUGUGGACGCUAACCAUUGUCCCGGUGCAAUAAUGUUGGUGUUUACUUUACCGAACGGUAAAACGUUACUGCAUACUGGUGAUUUUAGAGCUACACCGGCUAUGGAGUCGUACCCGAUAUUUUGGAAUAAGGACAUUCAUACUGUGUAUUUAGAUACGACGUACUGUAAUCCGCACUACGACUUCCCCACGCAAGAUCAGAGUUUGGAGAUGGCGCUGUAUCUGCUGCGACAAAAGAAGAUGCUACUAGAACAGAACGGAAAGAAGUUCUCGUCCGUUCUCAUUAUUUGCGGCACAUACACGAUUGGAAAGGAGAAGUUCUUCUUGGGUAUGGCUCGUCGAGUAGGCUGUUCAGUGUGGGCUUGUCCCGAGAAGGACAGAGUGCUGCAAGCUGUUGAAGGUCACAGCUUCAGUAACUCGUCGCCGCAAUCGUGUCAACUACAUGUGGUGCCGAUGCGAGACUUAACACACGAGAAAUUGCGACGGUAUUUGGACAGUUUGCAAGGAGCUUUCAGUGAGAUAGUUGCGUUUAAACCCAGCGGCUGGGAGAACGGGAAGAAUUCGUCUGUGGAAAAAGAUUCGGUUACGAUACAUGGUAUACCUUAUAGUGAACAUUCUAGUUUCUCCGAACUGAUUAGAUUCGUGACAUUCCUGAAGCCGAAACAAGUAGUACCUACUGUAGAUAUAUCUGGAGGGAUUAAAGCUGUACAGAAAUACUUUCCAUGUCCCCUGGUGUAUAAGGAGGAUAUACAAUGCCAAAGCAAAUUGACAGAUUAUUUUAGCAUACAAAAUCGACAGCAAGUGCCUGCUGUCACCUGAAAUUUUGGUAAUAAUUUAACGGGACAUGUAUACAAAAAAAUCAACUAACUUAAAAUUGAUUUUGUACAGUCAACAGCACGUCAUGACUAUACAAAACUGAUAAAUUUCUCCACUUUAUUGUAAAUAGAGUUCAAAAUCAAUUGAGUAAAUUUGACAUAUUGUGGUAGGUAAUUCGACGUACAUCCGUAUGUAACCC
This is a messenger RNA of Diatraea saccharalis (sugarcane borer), 2741 nucleotides long. The record is from the annotation of a GenBank genome assembly. Lineage: Eukaryota; Metazoa; Arthropoda; Insecta; Lepidoptera; Crambidae.